AGAAGAUAAGUUUAAAAAUCGUUUUAGGAAACACAGGAACAAGUCUCAGAAGUGUGCACAGUGGCCAGCAAAGCAGUUCAGAGAGUAAAGAUGCUAGCCCCCAAACCUGAUGAGCUGGUUCAACCCCCGAAGCCAUACCCCAUAUGAUCUCCGAAAAGUGUGUUAUUGUGUGUAUAAACACACACAAUAAAUAAAUAAAUAUUUGUUAAGUAUACCAAAGGGUGAACACAAAGAAAUAAAAUACAUUCAAUGAAACCCAAAGUAAGCAUUUCUCUGAGUGAGAAGUUAGGGAAACACUACAAGAUUAAACUGCUACAGGGGUUGGGGAUUUAGCUCAGUGGUAGAGCGCUUGCCUAGCAAGCACAAAGCCCUGGGUUCAGUCCCCGGCUGGGGGGUGGGGGGGAGGAGAGAAAAAAAGAAAGAUUAAAGUGCUACAUAAAGGUUACUGUUAAUGUUAGUGCUUUGGGGUUGUGGGAAAGAGCCUACCUGCUUAUCUGUAACCUUUUGCAACAGUUUCCUUUAGUAGGCCAGACUGGCCUCCAAUUCAAGAUCCUCUUCCCUCAGCCUUCUAAUCACUGGACUUACAGACAGGUAGACAGCAUGCUUUUGUUCAAGUAAAAUGUAUAUUUAAAUAAAAGCUACAUUUAAAAACUGUAUAAAUAAAACUAUAUGUGUGUGAGAAAGAGAGCCAAUGUUAAGAGUAAUGCACCAAAAAAUUGCAAAUCCACUAAAGAAAGAAAAUAAAAAUUUUAAUUUAAAAAUAAAAGUCAGGAAGCAUAGAUUUAUUUUUAAUAUGGUCUUUCUUGCCUUUAAAUAAUAACAUAUUUUCUUGAUUAUUUUGCUAUCUUAUAUGUUUUAAUCAUCUAUAUUCUUUUCCCCAAAUGAGCAUUAAAAAGGAUUUCCCUAAUGUUUAUUAUUGAGUAACCUACAAGGUAACUCAAAAUCAUUUGAUAAUCUUUCCCAAUGUGUUUAAUUCUUCAUUCAGUAAGAAUUUAAAAACCACUGCAGGCCAGCUAUACACCAGAUAAUUGUACUAUAAAGAAAAAACAACAGCUGCAUACAGCUGGAACUUGGGAGGCUGGGGAAGAGGACUGUUUGAGGCUAGCCUGGGACCUUAUUCCCUAAAACAUGUAAAGAAAAAAAGAAUAAAUGGCAAAUGCAAUGAGUUCAUGAGCUGGCGCUCCUCUAGCAGAUAAACUGACAGACAGGGGUAAAUGUGAAAUGGUCUCAUGAAGGGCAGGGAAAGCUCCCCAGACAGAUCAUGGAGGAAGCACUCUGAUUCUGAUGGGCAGUCCUACAAAACGUACCCUGGCUUAAAAUAGAACAGUAACCUGUCCACGAGGCUACAGAGAACUGCACAGACUCAGAGCACAGGACACAGCAAUGUGAUAACAGGCAAGACAAAGCGGAUAAGGCCGAAAGACCAAGCUAAAAUGUUUAAUUUCAACCUUCUAAAAAAAAACUCAAAAGGGCUGUCCCAGCCACAGAAGCACCCAUCACACGAAUUAUAGAGUUUUAUGUCCCACAGAUCCUUUUGAUAAAGUGCUGAAUCCCAAUGCUUUGUCCUCAGAUUGAUUUUACAUGCAUCAAACAAAAUAUGCAGAAUCUAAAUAAUUCUAUAGAUAGUCCACACUUCAGAAGUGCAACAUAGUAUAUAGUUAGUGUAGGAUGGAUUCCUUUGGAUAGGAUUUGGGGCACACAUGAAAAAGGCACCAGCAGGAAAGCCACUUUACCUUCCUCUUGCCUCAACCCUGAAGCAAAACAUGCAACCUAGGAAAGUCACCCGACAGUUUCCCACCCUUACCCCACUCAAACAAACCAUGUGAACCUCACUGGAGAGGUGUCCUCCCUGUGCUCAAAGGAGAGAGACCAAUAUACGCUCAUGGAUGCCUUGAACUACUGUAUUUAUCGCUACUUUAAGAUAAAUAGAUCUGCCUACAGAAAUUACAAAAUGUGCCUGGCAUGGCAGUGCAGACCAGUAGGAUCAAGAGACCCAAGGGAGAAUGUAAACAUUCGCCCUGCUAAGUUCCUUCACCUGGAUUAUUACAAGAUCACACUUCUCCAUUACUACCUACUAUUUCUAUUGAGCCUAGCAUUAAAAAAACAAACAAAAACCACAACCUGCCUUUGUCUUAACAGCCUCACUCAAGAACCUAGGGCUGAGAGAGAAAAGAAGCCUGUACUCUUAUACUUCCAAAAGACAGUUCCGUAAGAGGAAAGAAUAACUUCACUGGGAAGAAACCUGAAAGGCACAUGCUCUGCCAGAUGAUCAAGGUCAACAGCAGUCACCAUUUAUCAGCUUGACAGGCCCUUGACAGGGAACACAAUGAAGCCCUCUUACCCCUGUGACCUUCAUACCACAAACAUUAAAACCAGCCUAACCGUGAGAGAAACAUCAGACAAUCACAACUUACAGAGAUGCUGCAAAUAUCUUCUUACUCUUCAAAGCUACAAGGACCAUUUAAACAGGAAGUCUGGGGACGUUAGAACCAAGUAUGCAGGAAAGAGACAUGAUUACUAAAUGUAACUUUUUUAAAAGAGAGAAAGAGACAAUAAGGAAAAAAUGAGAAAUCCCAAUUAAGUAAUGAUUUACUAAAAGUACCUGGUGGCAUCUGCACAACUGUUGGGACAGACAGACAGACAGACUAAUGGAGACAGACAGACUAAUGGAGAAUGCUACCACAGGAAACUGGAUGGAGAGGACACAGAAACACUGCAUUCCCUCUGUCAUAACUCUGUAAAGUGAAACUGUUCAUUUAAAAGGUAAAAUGAGCAGGGUUGGGAAAGAAUCAAGUUAUAAUCAAGUUACUAUUCUUUAAAAGUAAUACUUUGUUGGUACAUUACAUAAGUUUCUUUAAUUAUAUCUUUGGAUUUUUGUGACAGAGUUUUACUUAGCCCAGGCUGGCCUAGGGCUUGCUGUGUAGCUAAGGAUGACCCUGAAACUCAUUCUCCUUCUGCUGCUACCUCCAAAGACAGGAAAACAGGUAUGCACACCUCGACUGAUACAUUAAGUAGUAUCAGCAGGUCUAAUUAAGGCAAUUUCAAAACAGUGGUAAAUACAGUAUUUCAAAAAGUCUCAAGUUGCCAUGAUAGAUUUCCUUUGGUAUCUUUGGGGGUUAGCUACAGGUCCUAAUUUGAAUACCAAAAUCUGUAAAUGUUAAGUCCCUUAUAAAAACAGCGGGCACACUAUUUGCAGAAAACAUAUACAUAUCCUCCUAUAUCCUGUAAAUUGCUUCUAUGUGACUUAUAUUGAAUGUAAUAGAAAUUGUAUGUAAGUAGUUAUUAAUUUAUUAUUUAUGGAAUAAUAAAAGAGUGGGCCUAUAUAUAUUCAGAAUGCAACUUGUCUAAAUUAGUUUCUCUUUUCUGUUGGUUGGAUCCAUGGGUGAAGAAUCCACAGAUUCUGACACUAAACCUAUAGAAUGACCUGCACUUUCCACAGCAGGAGCCAAAUGGACUGCUAGCAUUUUAGUAGCUUAUGGUCUACGUCCAAAAUGAAUACACAGGCUCCCCUCACUUCGGCUCCUCCUACCCUUGGGAGUUUUCUCACUAUAUAAAUCUGCCUGCUCUGCAGGAAACAGAACCGAAUAAGCAAACAUUUCACUUGUUGGACUGUGUGUUCAAGGAUCUGAGCUGCGGCUAUCCAUGGCCAUGUCACCAGUUUGCUUUCUGAAGGCAAAGGACACAGAGCAGUAUGUGAAGGGGAUAGUGUGUCACCAUCUGAUCAUCACUGUGUACACUUCCUGUUGCUAACCCUCAGCCACAAUGCCAUUCCACACAUUUCUUCACAUCAUGUGCCCAAAGCCGCCUCCAGUGAUGAGUGAUUCCAAAUGAAGACUGACAAACAGUUGUGCAAGUUUUCCAGGACUCGAGUGGAGCAGUUUUCCAGCAGCACUCAGUAACUGACCAACGUUUCUACUACACAGAUUGUUUACAGAAUCUUGGUAAGACAGAACCAAUUCCUAAAACACCACAGGAAUCAUGACCAGAACAGCUAAUCCCGAAAAGGACGACCCCAAAGAGUCCUGAUCCUCAUGCGCAUCUACAGAGUGUGACCUAGAUUCCAGUUUUCACCUGUCGGAACCCUCCAAGGGUGCAUGUCUGUGCCAUGUGUGUUUUUAAACCAGCUUGCAAACAUGUAAAUAAGAUGUUAGUCUGCAGCAACUCCUUAUCUUUUCCAACCAAGCUUCAAUUCAGCUUUUCCUCAGCUUCAUUCUCAAAUAAAUGUAUGUGUUUGUCAGACAAAGCAGACUUCGGAAAAGUACUUACGGUCCUGAAUGAUUAACUUAUAACGGUCUUCAAAACUCGAUUGUGGAUAUACGCAGUUGUACGAGAGCAAAGCCCAAUGAUGGCUCUGCCCUCAGAUGUGCUAAGUGCCCCAGAGUUAUAACUUAACCUCGGCUCCAGCCCAGACCUCCUCUGCUCCUCCCCACCUGUUCCCUCUGAUGAGGAGCUGUAAGGCCCUGCACAUCCCAAGGUUUCACAUGACGAGCAGCUAUUGCUAUUGGCAACUGAUGGGAUGCUUUUUAAUCACAUAAAGGCAGAAAGGAAACUGUUGUAAGGCACAGAGGGAAGAACCAAGCACUGAUGCUCUGGUCCUCCACACAGUGAGAGGGAAUUCUUGCAAUAACAGUCGGCACUUUACUUUUACAUGGUAAAUAUGUCCGUCCCUAAAUAAUAUUUAUAGACGAUCUUUGAUAAAAUAUUUUUCAGUUGCUUUUAGCUAACCUUUUAAGCAACAAGAGAUUUGCUCGAGAAGAGGGUUUUAUCUUGCUUUGCAAGAAGGCAAGAUCAUAUCCAUUUAAGGACACAGGAGCAGCUGCAGCCACACAUUUUUCUUACCCACAGGAAAGAGAGGGAGGCUGAGUUUACUCUGCUAUAAGCACUUUAAGAAUUACACAUAGGUUCUCUAAAACUAAACAGUGAAAUUGAAAAAGUAGGAUCCACACAUGUGCUGAUUUACAUACAUGUAAUAUAAAAUCGGUGGAGCGUGAGAGGAGACAGCAGGACAUGGUCGGCUCUGCAGCACGACCCAGUUCUCAAAGCCACUCUAGACCCACAAGUGCCAUCUGACUUUCUAAAAAAAAUUUUCUUACACUUCAGACAAAAACUUACUUACAUUAGGUCAAAAACUUUCAGAAAUACUCAACACUUAAAUCUGAACACUUGGAAACCUGGUCAACACAUCACUGCCAUACAACUGACAGGAACCUGCAGCUAUUUCUUUCUAGAAAAGGUGCUCUUGACACUGUAUCAGCUUACUAAGAGUCUGUUUGCGUUCUGUGGUAACACAAUGUAGCUAUAAAAAAAAAUCCUUAAAUGUAUAAGUUGCAUCUUACUGCAGAUAACACAUGCCUAAUGAAAUAUAGAAUCAUUCAUAAGAACAUUGGUUAAAAUCUUAACUGCAGAGAAUGUAAGUUAAAUGUAUUUGCUCCUUCUCUAUAAAUUUUUUCUUUUCAAAACUCAAAUUAUUAUGCUAGUUUCCUCAUACACAUUCUCUCACCUAUCCUAGACAGCAGUACCUAGAGAGAUACAAAGCACAAAUAUAAAUAGGACAGGGAAAGGCCUCGACUAGCACCCAAGAACACUCGCUGCUCUGACAGCAAGGCUCUGAGGGCAGCUCCACUACCCUGCCUUGUGGCGCCUGCAGCCUCCCUCCUGCGUUCCUUCACAGGAUUUCAGCUCUUGCACUCAGCAGCAGGUGUGAGCCUCCCCAAGUCUGAAGGUGUGUGUAGCCACUGUAAAGCUGCGUUUCAGACGUACUUUAUUCUCAGGGACCUGUCAUUCACAGCUCUACAUUAAAACUAGAGGUGAAGCACAACAUGUUACCGACAUGUCCAAACCUAAGGGCCUCCUAAAAGGAGACAGCUCGCGUUUGGCUGCCUGCUGUCAACUUUUUAUCUUUCUCUUGACUACUUAAAAAAGACUUGUCUUCCUACUUUUGUCUUCCUGGCAUCAUGGAAAAAGUCCAAUACCUUACUCGCUCGGCUAUCAGGAGAGCCUCGACUAUUGAAAUGCCCCAGCAAGCGCGUCAGAACCUCCAGAACCUCUUUAUCAAUUUCUGUCUCAUCUUGAUAUGUCUGCUGCUGAUCUGCAUCAUUGUGAUGCUUCUGUGACAAGCUGUCGCCACCGCAGACCUGCACCAUGCCAACGCAGCUUACAACCUGGCCCUCCACCACGAGGGAGGCAGUGCCGCCGCCUUCCUGCUGGACAUCGUCGUGAAGGUCACGAUUAAGAGUGAGACUGAUGGCAGCCAGUGUGAUCAUCGGCUGGAUCUUGUAAACUUUACCACGACUAAGUGUGCACAAUGUAGCUGCCCGUUUCCUCAGUGUGGCUCAUAAAUGUCUUUCCUAAAUACUUCUGACAUUGUAGUAUGAGUUUUAAUUUUGAAACAGCACUACAAAAAAAGUUCACUUUCUAUAUCCAGCACUAGAAAGUUCAACUUAUAGCUUCAGUUUGGGGAAUAAAUGAAAUUUAAACUGCGUUGCCACCACUUUUUUUUUAUAGGAACUAAAUAUUCUUCAGGUCUGCACAAAGUAGAAAAUAAUAAUUUAAAUGAAGUGUUCUUAUUCAAAAUAGCUCACUGGGUCCUCAUAUAGACGACGAUGACGAUGACCAUGACGAUGACAAUGAUUCAGAAGUCAUGGUCAUUACUGUCAGAACACAUACCUUGAAAAAAGGUUGUGCCCUUUUUCUAAACACUAAUUAUUUUUAAGCUUAUGAGAGUCAAAUAGGGAAAUGUAAAAGCAUAUUCUCAUAUAAAAAUCUUCACUAAUUUUUCCACUAAUUGUGGAAUUCAAGCACAUUUACAUUAACCACAAAUGUGCUCUCUCUAGGGUUUGACCAGCAAGCAAGAACAUCUUACUGUGUGGUUGCGAUAAUCACUAAAACAUCAGAACCUCACCCGAAGGUUGGCUUGGCACAGAUCUCCUGGGUUGUGCCGGGCUUCUCCAGAUAAUAAAUGAUAACAACAAACCAGACAGCUGUGCUGGGGUACAGCUCUCUUCCUGCAUCCCCCAGAGAGGAGAGGCUUGCUCUCCUAACUUAAAAACUAGAGAUUCUAUUUUACAAUCCUUACUAAUCACGGUUUCAAUUUCCCUUUCUAAAUUCCUAAUAUCUCUCAAUAAAUACUAAAAGAUUAGGAGCUAAAAACUGUAUUGGAAAACAUUCACCAAAAUUUAGUUAACUUAAGUUAUCCAAUACAAAACAGUUCACACCUCUCCUGUGCACUCCCACAGUUCACACCUCUCCUGUGCACUCCCACAGUGUUAAGUCCAGCUCAAGGCAUUCUACCAACACAGCAGCUAUUAGGAGAGUUAUAAUUAGAUAUAUUUUCCAUAAUGAUUACUACGAAGAUACGGCGCAUCAGUAUUCACCUUGGUCCCUAACAGAGCAGCUGAAGGCAUGCUGAUUCGAACUGUUUGAAUCCCUGAUAGAAAGGAAGAUGUCUGGUUUCAGAAAUUAUCCAAAGAGUAGCCCACAAAGGAGUCCCACGUUAAUAGGCGUCUCUUCAGAAAAGGCUGGGGGUGAGGGUGCCCAUCACAGAAACUAUAAAACAUGGAUGACAUAAUCUCUAAAUCAAUGUUCCCUUUGUGAUGCUAUGACCCUUUCAUAUAGUUCCUCAUGUUGUGGUGAAACCCAACAAUAAAAUUAUUUUUGUUGCUAUUCCAUAA
Molecule: messenger RNA, 7670 nt
Organism: Rattus norvegicus (Norway rat)
Lineage: Eukaryota; Metazoa; Chordata; Mammalia; Rodentia; Muridae
Source: RefSeq, a predicted model, not a curated record